GGUGUUACUGUUGAAGUGAGAUCCAUCCUCUGUUAAACAGCUAGAACACGUAUUAUUUUGGUAUUUUAAAAAGGAAAAAAUUGUAGUUUGGGUAGUUUCACGUUAUUAACUUACGAUUUAAUCGCAUUGCCUUUCGUAAAUGAGUUUUCCGUGGAUCUACGCGGCACUUACGUUCGGUUUUGCGGUGGUUUCUGUUGCUGUCGCUGUUAAUGGAAACAAUUUGGCAGCCAUGCCACCGGCUGCACCGGUGAUUCUCGGCGUCUGCUCCCUGACCGGAAUGAUUCUGCUGUGGAGAGACAUCAGCUCAAAGCUGAAGGGAGACCACCGGACGUGGGGCAGCCUGCUCGGUCAGUACGUGGCCGUGAAGGCCGUGGGGCUGCUGGGCAGGCGGCAGAGAAGGAAGCUGGAGCUCGAUACUGUCAAGGUGAAAGAAGCGCAGGAGCAGACGCUGCUCAAGCGGCUGCGUAAAAACGCAGACACGUGUUAUGGAAAACAGUACAACUUCAGCUCCAUAAAAGAUUCUGACGCCUUCCGGGCUCUUCACCCGAUAACCACAUAUGAGCACUAUCGAGGACUCAUCCAGCGCAUUGCAACAGGCGAGCAGAAAGUGAUCAUUGCGGAGAAGCCGCUGAUCCUAGCGAUGACUUCUGGGACGUCCGGACCCAGCGCCAUGCUGCUCAGCACCAAGGACACCAACACCGAGUUCUUCCUCCAGGGAGUGGCUGUGUGCUUAGAUGUUAUGCGAGAAGCGUUUCCUGAGACGGACAGCCUUCAGCGCACCGCCAAACUCUUCUACACUCCGACAUUUCGCCAAUCCGAGGCUGGCAUUCCCAUCGGACCAAACUCCUCCACGCCGGCGUCUUCCCGCCACAUGCUCAACCUUUACACCACUCCGGCUCCAGCCUUUGAGGUUCCCAGCGAGAAGGACACCUUAUACCUGCACCUCCUGUUUGCUCUGAAGGAUCCCACCGUGGGAACUCUGGAGUCCAACUUCGCCUCAACGGUUUUUUACGCUUUCACUGCCCUGCAGGAGCGCUGGCCGGAGCUGGUGGAGGACAUUCACCGAGGACAGAUCAGCAGCACUUUGUCUCUGGAGCCCAAAGUGAGGGCGGGGCUGGAGGCGCUCAUGAAGCCCGACCCGCAGAGGGCCGCGCAGCUCCGAGCCCACUUCCAGGAGGGCUUCAGCGGGAUCGCCAAACGCCUGUGGCCUCACCUUCACCUGGUGCUGGCGGUGGACUCGGGGUCCAACCAGAUUUACGGGGAGAUGCUCAGAGACCACUACUGCAAAGGGGUUCCUUUCUAUUCACCCUUUUAUGCAGCGACUGAAGGUCUGAUAGGGGUGAACUUGUGGCCUCAGGAGUCGAGGAGGCGGUACCUUCUGUGUCCACGUUCAAUGUUCUGCGAGUUCCUGCCAGAGAGCAGCCUGGAGGACGAGGCGCCGCAGACGCUGCUGAUGGAGCAGGUGAAGCCAGGAGAGAGCUAUGAGCUGGUCGUCACCAACGCCUCGGGACUCUUCAGAUAUCGCAUCGGAGAUAUCGUGAAAGUUGUUGGAUUCCACAACCAGUGUCCCAUCGUGGAGUUUCAGUACAGACGCGGUCAGAUGCUGAGCGUUCGAGGAGAGAAGGUGUCCGAGUCGCUGUUUCUCGGUGCACUGAAGAAAGCUGUGGACCAGUGGCCCGGAGCUCAGCUGGUUGACUAUUCCUGUGCUGAGAGCGGCAUCUUGGGAGACUCGAUGGGCGGCUCAGACCCUCAUUACCAGGUGUUCGUAGAGCUCAAAGGCGUGAGGAAUCUAACCGAAGAACAACGUUAUAAGCUGGACAUUUGUCUGCAGCAGGACUCGGCCGUGUACAGAUCCUUUCGUAUCAAAGGCAGCAUCGGCCCCAUGAGGGUGCAGCUGGUGGCCGACGGUGCGUUUCAGGAGCUCCGCAAGCGGAUGAUGGAGCACAGCAGGACGUCACCCAACACCUUCAAAAUGCAGCGGGUGCUGCGCAGGAAGGAGUAUGUGGACUUCCUGCUGGGAAAAACGGUGUCCUGAACAAUAAAACUCCACUUUUACAGUUUUCAACCAUCACUCUGCUGUGCCUUUACAAUGAAAAAAAUGUUGGAAUUACAGCGAAAAACAUCUUCUGAGAAGAUUCUGAAGAUCCAUACGGUGAUGAACAGAAAGUGCUUCAGUGUUAAGUGCACGCUCCAUCUGAGCUCCAAAGGGGGCGUGGUUUAUAUCAGUUUAAAUAAAUCCAAAACAAUGAGUUUUUAUUAAAAUUAACCAACAAUAAAUUGACAUAUUUGACCACAAAACCCUAAAAAGUUUUUAAAACUGAAUUUAUGUUUGUCCCUUUACAUUGGAAGCCACCUAGUGGUUAUCUGGUGAACUGACCCGGUUCCACACUUCCCUUAAAACAGGAAGUUCUGCUUAUUGAAGGUGACCCAUUUUUACAAUACAAUUAAUUUACUUUAAUUUAUCAAAUAUGUGAAGACAUUUUUUUUGUCAUUGCAAGUGUGAUUCAAACUCAUGAAACUUUUCUAACUAAAACUGUAAUAAAUAUUUGUUUUGUUUGAUGUUUUUGUUUUCAUAUUUAACUGCUUUGUUUUCAUCUAUGUUCAUAGGAGUCUUUUUUUAAUGUCAAUUGCAAACAUUGCUAUAGUGAAAUUGAGUGAAUAAUUUCACCUAAACUCAAAUUUAAAUGGAUUAUUGAAAGAGCAUUAAAGUUACCACUCCUGUAGUAGUUCUGUGCACCACUAGGUGGCACCAGUAUGACAUAACUAUUUCUUUUGUAUUUUUUAUUCUUGAGUUAUAAACUACAUUCUAUUGUUUGCACACAACCUAAUUUUUACACAUCUAAUACAAAUGAGAGAUUUAAUUAUUGUAAAGUUUACAUUUCUGGUGAAAUGUAUUUAAGGUCUCCAUUAUUCUCCCUCCAGGAUUUCUAAAGUGACGUUUUUAGCAUAGAUUUCUCUCUUUUUUUAUUUGAUGUUAGAGUCUUUUCAGACUUGUCUAUGACAGGAUCAUUUAAAUCUGGACAGCUGUUGUGUAAAAACAUUUUUAAUUUUUAGAUGGAUGUGAAAACGUCUACUGAUGCUUACCUCUCUGUAAGUAUUCAAACAAUCUGGGGCAGACGGACCUGAUUCCUCCAUGAGUUUGUGGAGGUUUGGGUUCUUUUUCAGGAGCAUGAAUGCUACAUGUGUAGAAAAUCAAAGGUAAACUUGGUAACAUGAUCGGGUCAGAAUCCAAAUCUGGAACAAAUACCCUCACCUCCAUUCGUUAUUCAGGUUCAGUGGCGUUCACAGCAUCACCUCCGGUCAAACCUUUAAGGUAAAGUUGUCAACUGUCUACACAAUUGGUCCCUUAUCUCCUGUUUGCGACAAUUACUCUGUAUAUAAAAACUGUUAGUAAGUUAGCUUGUGUUAGCUGAAUAAACUGAUAUCGAACAAGC
Messenger RNA from Oryzias melastigma (Indian medaka), 3434 nucleotides. RefSeq names its product GH3 domain containing (gene ghdc). Gene Ontology annotation, cellular component: cytoplasm. Bases 140 to 2035 code for a protein of 631 amino acids. Gene Ontology annotation, molecular function: acid-amino acid ligase activity. NCBI's taxonomy places the organism in Eukaryota, Metazoa, Chordata, Actinopteri, Beloniformes, Adrianichthyidae. The record is from RefSeq and is a predicted model, not a curated record. The transcript is spliced from 10 exons.